AUGUCCAUGUUGACAUGGCUCGAGGCACGACAGGCCCGCAUCAGUGGGCUCAACGCCCGUAUCGAACUUCAAGACAACGAUGUCGAAUUGUUGCGACUCGUCUUCGCCCCCGGACCCCAGCCACAAUAUAAUGCCACAGUUCAGGAUGGGGCUGCUGCUGCUGCUGACGAGCCGCCUCGGAGCAGCGGCACCGACGUUUUGGCAACGGAACCCAUGUGA
Messenger RNA from Verticillium nonalfalfae, 219 nucleotides. RefSeq lists its product as uncharacterized. NCBI's taxonomy places the organism in Eukaryota, Fungi, Ascomycota, Sordariomycetes, Glomerellales, Plectosphaerellaceae. The transcript is spliced from 3 exons. The record is from RefSeq and is a predicted model, not a curated record. The coding region runs from base 1 to 219 and encodes 72 amino acids.